AGAAAUAAAAAUGUGUUGAUUAUAUUGAAAAUAGACCGAAUUGGAAUUUUAAAUGUGAAAAAUAGAACUAUACCCAACUCAAUAUAAAAUUGAUAAGAAAUUUUUCACCCAGCUCUUUUCUGCAAAGUUGCUAGCAUUUUGGUCUUGCAAUAUGGAAAACAGAGACUUCGAGUUUGAUUCCAGUGUUUAAUGAAGCCUGGUUCCUGUAGUGUGAGGAUGCUCUGAAAGCUUCAGAAGCUCUGGAGGUGGAGCUGUCACUGUUCCCGAUCCUAUAUAUGGAUCUGAUGCAGUAGAGCCCCGUUAGAUCUUUAAAAAUCCUCCUCCAGCGCGAAUAAACGCCCCUGGACUGAAGGAAACACACAGUCUCUGAGAUUCUUAGCAGCGAACAGGUUUAGCACAGCACAACUCCUGCUCCUGACAGGUUAAAGAUGCCCAACCCACCAACCCAGUGACUCCAAGAAAAGCCUACAACAUUUUUACUGAAUUCCACAUCCACGAUGAACACUUCAGAGGCCACCCUGUCCCUUUGGGCCAUCUAUGUCAACUCCAGUCCCGUUUCAUACCUCCUCAACGUCACCGAGACCCCAUCCCACGCCAAGCCUAAAGCAUGCGAGCAGCUCAACAUCGCCACCGAGGUGUUCCUCAUCCUCGGCAUCGUCAGUCUGCUGGAGAACAUCCUGGUCAUCUGCGCCAUAGUGAAAAACAAAAACCUCCACUCGCCCAUGUACUUCUUCGUCUGCAGCCUGGCCGUGGCCGACAUGCUGGUGAGUGUCUCCAACGCUUGGGAGACCAUCAUCAUCUACUUACUCACCAACCGCCAGCUGGUGGUGGAGGACCAUUUCAUCAGACAGAUGGACAACGUUUUUGACUCUAUGAUCUGCAUCUCUGUGGUGGCAUCCAUGUGUAGUCUACUAGCUAUAGCCGUUGAUCGCUACGUCACAAUUUUUUACGCUUUAAGAUAUCAUAACAUCAUGACGGUUCGACGUGCCGCGCUCAUCAUCGGUGGGAUUUGGACCUUCUGUACUGGCUGUGGAAUCGUCUUCAUUAUCUACUCCGACAACACGUCUGUCAUUGUGUGCUUGGUCUCAAUGUUCUUCAUCAUGCUCGCACUCAUGGCCUCCCUCUACAGCCACAUGUUCAUGCUGGCGCGAUCUCACGUCAAACGCAUCGCCGCCCUGCCGGGCUACAACUCCAUCCACCAGAGAGCCAGCAUGAAGGCGGCCGUCACCCUGACCAUCCUUCUGGGGAUCUUCAUCGUCUGCUGGGCUCCGUUCUUUCUCCACCUCAUCCUUAUGAUCUCCUGUCCCAGAAACCUCUACUGCAUGUGCUUCAUGUCGCACUUCAACAUGUACCUCAUCCUCAUCAUGUGCAAUUCGGUCAUUGACCCUCUCAUUUACGCUUUCAGGAGUCAGGAGAUGCGGAAAACGCUGAAGGAAAUCAUCUGCUGCUACAGCCUGAGGAACGUCUUUGGAAUGUCCAGGUAGUUUCCACCCCCCCUCCACCCUAAAAAAACGAGAGAUGGAUUAUCAUUUCACCAGAAUUUAAGAAGUCUGAGAAGAUGUCCCAACCCGGCCUUGAUCUAGAUGGAAAAUAUGAUUUUUGUGAUAAUACUCUCUAUAAAACUUGCAAAAAGUUGGACAAUUAAUCAAGAGCUCUUCAAUGCACAAGGAUGCAAAAUAGAAUGCCUAAUGAGACGAUUGUUGAUAAUAUAUGUAGAUAUUGUUGAAGAAUUAAGGAGGCCUUAGAACUAUGGAACAAUAUAAUCCUCAACAGACAAUGUGAUUUAAUAUCACAGUCUCCAGGGACAAGCAGGAGCCGUCGAUCAAAUCCUGUGGGAAAAACAAGUGCAAUCAUUUGUCAAAUUAACCAUGCAAAACACAGCCUGAUGUAUUGUUGUAUAGGUAAGUUGAAACUGUAAUAAUGCAUGCAAUUUACAUUGCUAAAUGCACUCUGUGGUUGGCACUGAAACUGAGAAAGUAUGAGCCACUCUGUUGAAUCCCAAGAUGAAAUUCAAUGCUGGCAGUUUUCAGUUUUUAAAAACAUAUAUUUACACACAUUACAAGACAGAACAUGAAGUACACUUAUAUAUGAAAAUGGAGAAAAAUGGGUUUACUCUCAUGCUGUGAGUAAAAUGUUUACUUAGGGUUUCAAGGCCUAUCGUGUCACUACCCAUUUUUCUACAGUCUUCAGGUGUUUUGUAAUAGAUGGAAUUGAAAUGUUUCACGUAUUCCUGUAUAAUAAUGUGUGUGUAUUUAUGUAGCUGCAAAAGCAAAAUGAAAAAAGACAUAUUGAUACAAAAAUGCAUAACAGAAAAGUAUGUUCUAUACUGUGCAACUAAAAAGCAAAACAAAACAUCAUUAGUAUUGCUGACUUUUCAUCACAAUUAAAGCAUUUGUGAAUAUGCUGGCAAUUUAUAUAUAAUUAUAGUAAGCACGAAUGUGUACUUGAAGUUUGGGGUCUGCAGUUAUUCAAUAUAUUUACCACUGACCCUUUAAAUGUAAUAACAGUAAUGUAUGGCUUUUAAAAAACAAAAAACAACAACAAAAAAUUCCUUUUCAUAGAUGUGUAUUGGCUAUGAAGUUUCAGGGUGAGAAUCAGUGUUUCUGUUGUUUGUCAUUAUGCUGCUUACUGUCUACAGCUACUGAAAAAGUAAAUCUGUACAGAUGGAGGUAAAAGCAAGUGAUUUUUUGGUUAUUGUUUCUGCAUUCAAUCAGUGCCAUUCAAGUUAAAGACUAACAAUUGACAAGAAAUAAAAUGAGGACUAAAUGGCAUACGUUUUCAUUGAUUAGUCAAUGUGUAAUUGCCACAAACCACAUUCAUCUAGAGUACAUGCACCUGGUUGACCAAAUGCAAUUAUACUGAUAUAUUCAGGAGACCGGGGCUAGUUGUCACACUCUUCUAGGCAGUGUGUGUGUGUG
Cyprinus carpio (common carp) is the source of this 2918-nucleotide messenger RNA. It is a transcript of the gene mc5ra, whose product is annotated as melanocortin 5a receptor. NCBI's taxonomy places the organism in Eukaryota, Metazoa, Chordata, Actinopteri, Cypriniformes, Cyprinidae. Gene Ontology annotation, molecular function: melanocortin receptor activity. The record is from RefSeq and is a predicted model, not a curated record. Gene Ontology annotation, cellular component: membrane. Gene Ontology annotation, biological process: G protein-coupled receptor signaling pathway.